AUCGUAGUUAUUCGCGCCAUAAAGUUCAUGAUCUGACUAAACUUGUGUUAUAAUAUAAAGUGUUAUAAUAUAAAGUGGCUAAUAUAAUUAGGAACAUAUAUAUAUAUAUAUAUAUAUAUAUAUAUAUAUAUAUAUAUAUAUGUAUUAAGUAUCUAUCAAUUGUCACGAUGGCCGAAAUGGUAGACGAUAUUCUGCGUAUGCUUAAUUCAGGCGAAGUUUUGAAAAUAUCAAUGCCAUGUUCAGAUCGAAGACAAGUAGCCGGUGAACCGAAAUUUAAUAGAUUUAAAUCAAGAGUAAUAUCGGAGACAGAUUACGCAGAAGAAUAUAAAAAAAAGGAUGAUGAAGAAUAUUUAAUGUCAACAAAGAAUAUUAUCUUCAAUAAGAAAGACCACAUGGACGAUAUGUCAGAUAUCACAACAUCUGAAAAACAAUUCUAUGAUAAAAACCAAAGUAGAAUUUAUCAAACAUACAACUUUGCCUAUCGACCCAAGAUUGAUUUAUCCAUUCUCUCUAUUAGAGACAAGAUCAUAUCUAUGAUAGCUAAUAAUCCUGUCAUUAUUAUACGUGGUGCUACUGGUUGUGGCAAGACAACACAAGUGCCACAAUUUAUUCUAGAUUCAGAGUUUGAGAACCAAAAAGAGUGCAACAUUAUAGUUACACAGCCGAGACGUAUUGCUGCUCUGAGCAUUGCAAAACGAAUCAGCCAAGAAAGAGACUGGCCUGUCGGUACUAUUGUAGGCUACCAAAUGGGUCUGAUCAAGAACGUGUGCUCAGACACACGUAUAACUUACUGUACAACUGGUGUGCUUCUGCACAAGCUCAUUAACAAGAAGCACAUGAUGGACUAUACACACGUUAUACUGGACGAAGUACAUGAACGCGACGAAGACAUGGACUUCCUUCUGCUCGUGAUUAGAAAACUGUUGCGUACAAAUUCUACAAUGGUCAAAGUUAUAUUGAUGUCUGCGACCAUCGAUGUAGAUAAGUUUGCUGAAUAUUUUUCCACACCCAUGGAAGACAAACUGUUACCAGCAACGGUCAUCGACGUGCCGGGGGGAAGCCCGUACAACGUUACCACACAUUAUUUGGACGAAAUGAAUGUGGGCCCUCCACCUGUAAUAUCCGAGGACGAACCAAGCCUUACGUCCGAUAUGAUAGAAUAUUGCAUACGCAUCAUACACAUUUUCGAUCAUAUAGACGAGAAAAACAAAGUCAAGGAUAACGAACACAAAAGGCUCGCUGUGCUAAUAUUUUUGCCAGGAAUUCAGGAGAUUGAAGACAUUCGUAUCGCGCUCUUAUCAAAGAAAUACGAGAACAUGAAGUGGGAUAUAAUUAUAUUACACUCGCUAAUCUCGACUGACGAGCAAGAGAAUAUAUUUAAGAAACCGCGAAACGAUUAUCGGCGUAUAAUAUUAUCUACUAAUAUCGCCGAGAGUAGCGUCACCGUACCUGACGUCAAGUAUGUGAUCGACUUCUGUAUGGUAAAGAACCUCAUCACUCAGCCUGGGUCCAAUUACCAGUCUCUAGAGCUGUGUUGGGCAAGCAAGUCAAAUUGUCAGCAGCGUGCUGGUCGUGCAGGCCGUGUAAUGGAUGGCAGAGUAUUUCGAAUGAUACCAAGAUCAUUUUACGAGAGCGCGCUACGCGACGAAAGCGUUCCAGAAAUGGUUAGGGCUCCACUCGCGAAUGUCGUCCUUAAGACCAAAAUGUUGGACAUGGGCGACCCAAAGGCACUCCUCGCCCUCGCUCUGGAUCCGCCGAACCUCAGCAGUUUACGGAGCACUAUAUUACUAUUGAAAGAAAUCGGUGCAUUGAUGAAUACGUUCGACUCAGCGUACGAUGGAGAUCUGACACCUCUGGGCCGUGUGAUGGCCUCUCUUCCGUUGGAUGUACAUUUGACAAAGUUGAUCGUUCUGGGUCAUAUUUUCGAUGUCUUGCAGGAUACAAUCAUCAUCGCAGCCAGUAUGUCGGUGAAGAACAUGUUCAAUAUCGGGUUCGAUACCGAGUGGAACACGGCCUAUUACGAGAAGCUCGAGUGGGCUGCUAAUACCGCCAGUGAUUGCAUAGCUUAUCUGCAUGCAUUCAAGAUAUGGAGGGACGACAAGGCUAAUCGCCGCAUAAACAACUCUCAACAAGAAAAAGAAUGGGCGCGACGAAAUGGUCUGCGCGUGAGGUCAUUGCGCGAGAUCAAUGCCCUCGUGUCCGACAUCACGUUGAAAUUACGUCAUUUCGGCAUACAGGAAUACAUGAACCAAGAGAAACGCACAUGGCAGAGCUACGACGUUAAUGAGCUACGCGUCAUCAUCCUUAAAGUCGUAAUCGCCGGCGCUUUCUAUCCUAACUACUUCAUUAAACUUUCCAGUGACAUAGCACAACGCCGAAAAGGUAUGGAAAAAACGCUGUCCAAACGCGAUCUCAAUAAUACCGUCGUCCUUCAUGGAUGGCCGUUGAAGCAGCCUGGAGCAUUGUACGCUAGAAAAUUUCAGGAGAUUUUCGCGCAUAGCAUGGAGCUGAAGAACCUCGACGACAUAACAGUUUCAUUUGACGGAUCGUCCCGCGUUUAUAUCGAAUACGACAAAAGCGACCUCUCGCCGAACGAUUAUAGCUUCGUACAAAAUGCCAUCAAAAUGAGGCACAAUCGUAAGCCUAUUCAGAUAGAUUUAAUGAACGAGAAGGAGGCUUUGCAUCGGGCGAAGGAGCUUGAGCUUACGAAUGUGUUUGAGGACGCACCUGUUUCGAGCUUGACAGAAUCGCUGGAUUGCGACACAGAAUCGCGGAAUCGCGUGAUAAAGAUAUACAAUAAAAAGCCGUAUCCCGAAUUACCGGUUAAGUCCGGUCAGAAGGUGGUGCUGCACGGCCCGUUUUCGCCACUAGAAGUUCAGCUGGUGCAUUUGACGACGGCGGGUAUACUGAAACAUGUAAACGUCGAACAGGUAUCGGUGAAUUCCGUCCUGCUCGACACCUGUCCGGAUAAUCCAAGGGGGAUCUUCCUGGUGGCGCAAAACAUCCACCAACAAACAAAGGGAACGGAUCGUCUGACCCUGCGAAACACAACCCUCCUGCCCGACACACCCGGCUUUGCGUCCUUGAUCAUUUUAAUUUUCACACCGUAUAUGGAAUUGAGACGCGAUCCUUUGGGCGUCCGUUACACCGGUGCUCAAUGCGGAUUAGGAUACGAUCAUGCCACAGGACUGAGCUUAUAUCCGGAGCAUGACCUGCAAAACAUAUUUGACGUCGAGAUCACGAUGGAUGACUUACGAACGAUAAACAAACUGCGCCACUGGAUGAACGUCGCGAUGCACUUUGCCGAUGGUGUCAGCGAGGAGCAGCGAAACGAGCUGACCAUAAACUGCCAGAAUCAGAUAAAAAACGCAUUCGUCGAGGUGAUAUAUAAGCCUCGACAGUCUCAAGUGCCAAUCUUCACAAUUAAUUUCCACAAUUGGAAUAUCUAUGACGAGACUAUGUUUCUCGAGCCUGCUCGGGGAACCAACAGAAAGAAUUGUGUAUUCAGCUUGCACAAAGCGUUGGACUUGAACAAACAAGAUCCUGAACUCGAAAGCAUAAUUAGGAAUCUGUUAGAAAUGGAUGCCUUGGCUCACGAAGACCCACGUGAAGUGAGUGUUAAGCCAGUGAUCUGUCAACUAUGUCAAACAAAGAUAACUAGCAUCAUUAGCCUUCGUACUCAUCUAUGCUCGGAACAACAUGCUGCGAAACAACGAAUGAUAGACACGACUGCCCAAUUUGGAACAAGUCUACAGAACCUUUUGAGAAACAUGAAACUAUAUUACUGAUUAGUAGAGGUAUCUACUAAUCAGGAAUACUACUUAUACCACUUAUAUCCAAUGGAAAUAAUUGUGGAAUCUCAUUAUUUUUUUUAUAGCUUUACUAUGAACUUUUAUUUUUUUCUACAAUUUCAAGUCUUACAUCUGCUCUUGAAAAAGAAAGAAAGUAUUCUUUAGGAUAAUAUAUUUUCUAAGAGGUUAGUAAGAGUUAGUAAAGUAAGAAGAGUAACAAGUAUCAAUUUUUUAACAUAUAUCUAGUCCUGAACAUCAUUGUCUUUAAAUACAAAUAUAUAUUCAAAUUUUUAACAUAGAAUGUAUAUAUUAUUCAAAAUAUGUUUAAAUAUUUGUAUUUAAAGAACAAUAAGGAUGUCCAAAAUUAAGAUAAGUGUCUGGGCAUUGAUAUUUUUACAUAUAUGGUAGAAAACGCGCAAUAGCCAGCACUCGUUACAACACUCACCAAUUUUCGGCAUUUUUUAUUUUUACUUUCGGAUCUAAUCUGAUAUCAAGAGAUGGCAGAAGAUAUACGGGGAUCUAUUAAUUAUUUUUCAAUUAUUAUUCGUUUUCUUUUAAAUCCCCAUCUUAAUAUCCGACACGCGUCCGCGCAAGAGUGCCGACUAUUGGACUUUUUCCUCUAUCUAUUAAUUGUAAUCUUUUCUGUAUCGACAAAUUCAUUAGAGAGAAAAUAUAUUACGUUUAUUACUUUUA
Molecule: messenger RNA, 4484 nt
Organism: Odontomachus brunneus
Lineage: Eukaryota; Metazoa; Arthropoda; Insecta; Hymenoptera; Formicidae
Product: probable ATP-dependent RNA helicase spindle-E
Exons: 8
Coding region: 168-3788 (1206 amino acids)
Cellular component (GO): intracellular anatomical structure
Molecular function (GO): RNA binding; ATP binding
Source: RefSeq, a predicted model, not a curated record